AUGUCCCGGAGACCCCGGCACAGUAUAUAUAGUAGUGAUGAUGAUGAAGAAGAUGUUGAGGUCUAUGAUCACGACUAUGAUGGUCUGCUUCCCAAGACUGGAAAACGCCACUUAGGAAAAACCAGGUGGACCCGUGAGGAGGAUGAAAAGCUGAAGAAGCUUGUGGAGCAGAAUGGCACAGAAGACUGGAAAGUCAUUGCCAAUUUCCUUCCUAAUCGGACAGAUGUUCAGUGCCAGCACCGAUGGCAGAAGGUACUAAACCCAGAACUUAUCAAAGGUCCCUGGACUAAAGAGGAGGAUCAAAGGGUAAUAGAGCUCGUGCAGAAAUACGGUCCAAAGCGCUGGUCUGUCAUUGCUAAGCAUUUGAAGGGAAGGAUUGGAAAACAGUGCAGGGAGAGGUGGCACAACCAUUUGAAUCCAGAAGUGAAGAAAACCUCCUGGACAGAAGAGGAAGAUAGAAUUAUUUACCAGGCACACAAGAGGCUGGGAAACAGAUGGGCAGAGAUUGCAAAGUUGCUGCCUGGACGAACUGAUAACGCUAUCAAGAACCACUGGAACUCCACCAUGCGCCGGAAGGUCGAGCAGGAGGGCUACCUGCAGGAGUCCUCCAAAGCCUGCCACUCCUCAGCAGCUGCUGGCUUUCAGAAGAACAACCACCUGAUGGCCUUUGCUCACAGCGCGUCGCCGCCCGCGCAGCUGCCGGUGGCCAGCCAGCCGCCGCUGGGCAGUGACUACCCCUACUACCACCUCCCCGAGCCUCAGAACGUUCCUGGUCAGAUCCCGUAUCCAGUAGCACUGCAUGUAAAUAUUGUCAAUGUACCUCAGCCAGCUGCUGCAGCUAUCCAGAGACACUAUAAUGAUGAAGACCCUGAGAAAGAAAAGCGAAUAAAGGAAUUAGAGUUGCUACUAAUGUCGACUGAGAAUGAACUGAAAGGGCAGCAGGCAUUACCAACACAGAACCACACAUCAAACUACCCCGGCUGGCACAGCACCACAAUUGCUGACAGUACCAGGACCAGUGGUGACAGUGCACCUGUUUCCUGUUUGGGGGAGCAUCACCACUGCACUCCAUCUCCGCCGGUGGAUCACGGUUGCUUACCUGAGGAAAGUGCAUCCCCUGCCCGGUGCAUGAUUGUUCACCAGAGCAACAUCCUGGACAAUGUUAAGAAUCUCUUAGAAUUUGCUGAAACACUCCAGUUAAUAGACUCCGAUCCUUCAUCAUGGGGUGAUCUCAGCACUUUUGAAUUCUUUGAAGACACAGACACUCCGGCUAGCAGAGCUCCCCCAGGCAAAGCCGCGCAGCUUCAGCAGAGAGGGGCCAGUGCUUGCAGACCGCAAGGACAGCCCACCACAAAUUUGAGCAAAGUCAUGUCGAGUCAGGGCUCUCUUGGCUCACCAAAGACCUUAUCUGCCUCCCAGGGCAGCGCGGCUCCGUGGCUCCUUCUACGCAAAAGGAGAGGGCACUGCGGCCCCUCAGCCAGUGGCCACGGUAGCGCCUUGGUCCGAGCUGACGCCAGCAGCUCAACUCCUCCUAAGCGCUCCCCUGUCAAAAGCCUGCCCUUCUCUCCCUCGCAGUUCCUAAACACCUCAUCCACUCACGAAAACUUGAACCUGGAGAACCCUGCACUUACCUCCACGCCGGUGUGCGGCCAUAAGAUGGCAGUUACCUCCCCGUUCCACAGGGACCAGGCUUUCAAAGCUCAGAAGGAAAACCAUGUUUUCAGGACUCCAGCAAUCAAGAGGUCGAUAUUAGAAAGCUCUCCAAGAACACCCACUCCAUUCAAAAACGCACUUGCAGCUCAGGAAAUCAAAUACGGUCCUUUGAAGAUGCUGCCUCAAACUCCAACUCAUCUUGUAGAAGAUCUGCAGGAUGUUAUCAAGCAGGAGUCAGAGGAAUCUGCAAUAGUGGCUGGGCUACAUGAAAGUGGACCCCCUUUGCUGAAGAAAAUCAAACAAGAGGUGGAGUCCCCAACAGAUAAAGCUGGAAAUUUUUUUUGCUCAAAUCACUGGGAAGGAGAAAACCUGAACACUCAGCUCUUUACACCUGGGUCUGCUAUGGAAGAUGUGCCAAAUCUUCUUACCAGUUCCAUUUUAAAGAUGCCUGUGUCUGAAGAUGAUGACAGUUUUCACAAAACAGUUGCAGUACCUAGAAACAGGCCACUAGCUAGUCCUCUACAGCAUCUGAACAACACCUGGGAGCCGGCGUCCUGCGGGAAGAUCGAGGAUCAGAUGGCUCUGCCAGAUCAGGCGCGCAAAUACAUGGCCACCUUCCCCACCCGGACUCUGGUGAUGUGAAAGCGUCGGCGCACAGAGAAGCAUUAUGGUUCUGAGAACACUUCACCUCCACUGGGAAAUUCCUGUUCCUCUGCAUGAGAACUUUUCAUGAAUGGGAGAAGAGCCUAUCUUUGUUGUGGUACAACAGUUGGGAGCAGCACAAAGUGCAUUUAGUCACUCAGCAUAUAUAUUCUUGUUGGAUUUCACCCAACUUAAGAGUUUGUGUUUUUUUAAUGAUACUUGCCUAAAUUAUUAGGUAUUGAGUUUGAAUCGGUAAUUAAUGAUCUUAAGUGCAGUCUUAUAAUAAAGAUAAUUUUUCUUGUACUUUUUGAGAUCAAACAGACUUAAUACACCAGUAUUGUUAUUUCAGUGAUGUGCUAGUCAGGGGUGGGGUUUAGUUUGUUUCUUUUUUAUUUUUUAUUUUGUUUUGUAAUAAUAAAAGAGCAGGUACUCACACAGAUAUAUUUUAAAUCACUGAACAAAAUGAAUUGGUGUAAAAUACCGAAGUGAAAAGCAUUACUACAAACGCUUGUCUGUGCAAAAGGGGAAAGCUGAUCAAGAUCGUGAAUGCUCAAACAUCCAUGCCUCUUGAAAUACUCCUUUCUGUUUUGGUUCUAGGCCAUUAUACAUUGUGUGUUUCUGGUGGGGGGGGUGGGUAAUUAGCUUGCUUUAA
This is a messenger RNA of Melospiza georgiana, 2947 nucleotides long. It is a transcript of the gene MYB, whose product is annotated as MYB proto-oncogene, transcription factor. Gene Ontology annotation, biological process: regulation of DNA-templated transcription. Gene Ontology annotation, molecular function: RNA polymerase II cis-regulatory region sequence-specific DNA binding; DNA-binding transcription factor activity, RNA polymerase II-specific. The transcript has 16 exons. NCBI's taxonomy places the organism in Eukaryota, Metazoa, Chordata, Aves, Passeriformes, Passerellidae. The coding region runs from base 1 to 2295 and encodes 764 amino acids. Gene Ontology annotation, cellular component: nucleus. The record is from RefSeq and is a predicted model, not a curated record.